CUGUCAGUCAGAGAGCGGCCUGGUACCAGCCGUGGGGCCCGCGGGGCCGGGGCCGCCAUGGCGGCAGUUUUCGACCUGGAUCUGGAAACGGAGGAGGGCAGCGAGGGCGAGGGCGAGCCGGAGCUCAGCCCCGCGGACGUGUGUCCCCUGGCCGAGUUGAGGUCGGCUGGCCUGGAGCCCGUGGGACACUAUGAGGAGGUGGAGCUGACCGAGAGCAGCGUCAACCUCGGCCCAGAGCGCAUCGGGCCCCAGUGCUUUGAGCUGCUGCGGGUGCUGGGCAAAGGGGGCUACGGCAAGGUGUUCCAGGUGCGAAAGGUGCAGGGCACCAACUUGGGCAGAAUAUAUGCCAUGAAAGUCCUAAGGAAGGCCAAAAUUGUGCGCAACGCCAAGGACACGGCGCACACACGGGCCGAGCGGAACAUUCUCGAGUCUGUGAAGCACCCCUUCAUUGUGGAACUGGCCUAUGCCUUCCAGACUGGUGGCAAGCUCUACCUCAUCCUUGAGUGCCUCAGUGGUGGCGAGCUCUUCACACACCUGGAGCGAGAGGGCAUCUUCCUGGAGGACACAGCCUGCUUCUACCUGGCAGAGAUCACCCUGGCCCUUGGCCAUCUGCACUCCCAAGGCAUCAUCUACCGAGACCUCAAGCCAGAAAACAUCAUGCUCAACAGCCAGGGCCACAUCAAACUGACAGACUUUGGCCUCUGCAAGGAGUCGAUUCACGAGGGCGCCAUCACCCACACCUUCUGCGGCACCAUCGAGUACAUGGCCCCUGAGAUCCUGGUGCGCAGCGGCCACAACCGGGCGGUGGACUGGUGGAGCCUGGGGGCGCUGAUGUAUGACAUGCUCACUGGAUCGCCACCCUUCACUGCGGAGAACCGGAAGAAAACCAUGGACAAGAUCAUCAAGGGGAAGCUGGUGCUGCCCCCCUACCUCACACCGGAUGCCCGGGACCUUGUCAAGAAGUUUCUGAAGCGGAAUCCCAGCCAGCGGAUUGGGGGCGGCCCAGGGGACGCCGCUGAUGUGCAGAGGCACCCCUUCUACCGGCAUAUCAACUGGGAAGACCUCCUGGCCCGCCGUGUGGACCCCCCCUUCAGGCCCUCCCUGCAGUCAGAGGAGGACGUGAGCCAGUUUGAUACCCGCUUCACACGGCAGACACCAGUGGACAGUCCCGAUGACUCGGCUCUCAGCGAGAGCGCCAACCAGGCCUUCCUGGGCUUUACAUACGUGGCACCCUCCGUCCUGGACAGCAUCAAGGAGGGCUUCUCCUUUCAGCCCAAGCUGCGCUCCCCCAGGCGUCGCAACAGCAGCCCCCGGACCCCCAUCAGCCCCCUGAAGUUCUCCCCCUUUGAGGGGUUCCGACCCAGCGCCGGCCCACCGGAGCCCCUGGAGCCAGCUCUACCCCCACUCCUGCCUCCACCGCCACCACAGCCCUCAAGCACGGCCCCUCUCCCCAUCCGUCCCCCCUCAGGGACCAAGAAGUCCAAGAGGGGCCGUGGGCGUCCGGGGCGUUAGGAGGGCUGUGCGGGGAGGCCCCUUCCUGUAGGCUCUGAGGACUGUGGGACUCUGGACCAGCUCCUGAGACCCGUGUGGGUGU
This is a messenger RNA of Orycteropus afer afer, 1594 nucleotides long. It is a transcript of the gene RPS6KB2, whose product is annotated as ribosomal protein S6 kinase B2. NCBI's taxonomy places the organism in Eukaryota, Metazoa, Chordata, Mammalia, Tubulidentata, Orycteropodidae. Gene Ontology annotation, molecular function: ATP binding; protein serine/threonine kinase activity. The record is from RefSeq and is a predicted model, not a curated record. Gene Ontology annotation, biological process: protein phosphorylation.